GCUAUUUACCCUGACAGGAGUGCAGCACAUCAUGAGCUGCGCCGGAAAUUUCGUGCAGUUGCUUUUGAUGCCAUUCGGAAGAUCGCGGAAGAGGGCAAAACAAUCUUGAUGACGGCGUGCCUUGCAGACAAUGCCGCAGAUAUCAGCACUUUUGAAGAGCACAUCUCCAUGGUCCGCAACACAUCUGUGCCUAUUUACUGGAUUAAUCUUAGAUGUGACGGAAGUGUUUUAGAAAAGCGUGUUACAAGUAAGGAACGGCGAGAGGGGAAUAAAAGCAAAUUGACAGAUGCUAGCAUCCUGCGACAGAUGAUAGGGGAACAUGGACUUUUAAGCCCGCGCCAACAUGACAAUACCGUGCGGCUAAUCGCAGAUACGAUAGAUGUAAGCAGGACAUUAGAAGAAUCAGUUCACCAGCUCCUACAUAUACUACAUCGCCAAUAUUAA
Molecule: messenger RNA, 444 nt
Organism: Trichoderma asperellum CBS 433.97
Lineage: Eukaryota; Fungi; Ascomycota; Sordariomycetes; Hypocreales; Hypocreaceae
Source: RefSeq, a predicted model, not a curated record